CUUUCGAUUUUUCUUGAAUGUUGUAACCAUGAACCCGUCGAAUGAAACCCAUCAACAACAAAUUCUUCCUAACGUUUAUAACCCUUUGCAAUUCACCAUCGUUCUUCCACACUCUGACACCAAUUCAAACCCUAAUUCUUCACUCUCAAACCCUAGCAAUGUCAAUGUCAACAGCUUGCUAUCACUUGGUAUACCCCGAAAACGAAGACGAGGCCGGCCACGGGAUGCGCCGUCGUCGAAUCAGGUAUACAAUUUACCUUCCGAAUUUUCUAAUAAUCAGCAACCGACACCUCACUUGAUAGAAAAUUCUUCGAAUGAUAAUCAUUUUGAGGGAAACCCUAACGUUGGAUCAAAUCAAACUGCGCUAUUGGAUGUAUCUGAUGAGAUAAUAGUGAUUAAUAAAGAAGCAACAUCUGAAGCUUUGAUUGCUUUGUCUGCCGGAUUUCCGGCCGAUAUACUUACGGAGGAAGAAAUAGAUGCAGGGGUUGUUUCGGUUGUGGGUGGGAUCGAACAGGUUAACUAUAUACUUAUUAGAAACCAUAUUAUUACUAAAUGGAGGGAGAAUGUGUUUAGUUGGGUGACAAAAGAGAUGUUUCUUGAUGUUGUACCAUCACAUUGUAGUAAGCUUUUAGAUUCUGCAUAUAACUAUUUAGUUUCACAUGGAUAUAUCAAUUUUGGGGUUGCACCAUUGAUUAAGGACAAACAUCUUGUUGAACCUAAUACCAAGGGGAAUGUAAUAGUAAUUGGGGCAGGUCUUGCAGGAUUGGCAGCUGCAAGGCAAUUGAUGUCAUUUGGGUAUAAAGUUACCGUAUUGGAAGGUAGGAAACGCCCAGGUGGACGAGUAUAUACGAAGAAAAUCGAAGGAGGGAAUAAGGUUGCAGCUGCUGAUUUAGGAGGGAGUGUUUUGACCGGUACACAUGGGAACCCACUUGGAAUUUUGGCUAGGCAGUUGUCUUAUCCUCUUCAUAAGAUCCGAGACAAGUGUCCACUUUAUAGAUUGGAUGGGAAACCGGUUGACUCGGAGGUUGAUGCGAAGGUUGAGGUUGCUUUCAACCAACUUCUGGACAAGGCAAGCAAGCUUAGGCAGUUAAUGGGUGAGGUUUCACAAGAUGUUUCUCUUGGGGCAGCUUUGGAGACCUUUUGGCAGGUUGAUGGAAAGGCUGCAAAUCCAGAAGAAAUGAGCUUGUUUAAUUGGCAUCUUGCGAAUUUGGAAUAUGCCAACGCUGGUUUGCUCUCCAAGCUUUCACUGGCAUUUUGGGAUCAAGAUGAUCCAUAUGAUAUGGGAGGAGAUCAUUGCUUUCUGCCUGGUGGAAAUGGGAGAUUGGUUCAGGCGUUAGCAGAGAAUGUUCCAAUUCUUUACGAGAAAACUGUUCAUGCUAUCCGUUAUGGUAGUGAUGGGGUGCAGGUUGUUACCAGUGGAGGCCAGAUAUUUGAAGGUGAUACUGCUUUGUGCACUGUGCCUCUUGGGGUUUUGAAGAGUGGUUCUAUUAAGUUCAUUCCAGAGUUGCCUCAAAGGAAGCUUGAUGGGAUUAAGAGGCUAGGAUUUGGUUUGCUGAACAAGGUUGCUUUGCUUUUUCCUCACCUAUUUUGGGGAAAUGACCUUGACAUGUUUGGGCAUCUCUCUGAUGACCCUAACCGUCGAGGUGAGUUCUUUUUGUUCUAUAGCUAUGCAACUGUAGCUGGUGGUCCAGUUCUGAUAGCAUUGGUAGCAGGAGAAGCUGCUCAUUCUUUUGAAAACAUGCCACCCCCUGAUGCUGUUGCACGAAUUCUUGAAAUUCUUCGAGGUAUAUAUGAACCACAAGGGAUUAAUGUCCCAGAGCCAUUACAAUCUGUCUGUACAAGAUGGGGAAGUGAUCCCUUAAGUUUCGGCUCUUACUCCAAUGUUGCAGUGGGGGCAUCAGGGGAUGAUUAUGAUAUCUUAGCCGAAAGCGUAGGAGAUGGAAGACUUUUCUUUGCAGGGGAAGCCACAACAAGGCGUUAUCCAGCAACCAUGCAUGGAGCUUUUCUUAGUGGCUUAAGGGAAGCAGCAAAUAUUGCUCAUUAUGCUACUAAUCGAGCUCUCAGGGCCAAAGUUGAGAGAAAUCCAUCCAAAAAUGUACAUGCUUGCGCCUCCCUUCUUGCUGAUUUAUUCAGGGAUCCUGAUUUGGAGUUUGGAAGCUUUUCAGCUAUUUACGCCAAGAAAGAUAUGGACGAUAAAUCAAUGGCUGUUUUACGAGUAGUGUUUAGUGGACCAGCAAAGAAAGCUCAAGAAGGUUCAAGACCAGAUCAACAGCAUUCUAACAAACUAAUCUUUCAACAGCUUCAAUCCCAUUUCAAUCAACAGCAACAGCUUCAUGUGUACACUUUGUUAUCAAGAGAACAAGUGUUUGAGCUAAGAGAGGUGAAAGGAGGUGAUGAGAUGAGGUUGAAUUACCUUUGUGAAAAGCUUGGAGUGAAGCUGGUUGGAAGAAAAGGUUUAGGACCUGCUGCUGAUCAUGUCAUUUCUUUAAUCAAGGCUGAGAGAAGCAAACGCAAGCCUGCAUUAACUCCAACUCAAAAAUCUGGAACCUCUAAGCCAAAAUCAGGCUUGAAGCAAAGGUUGGUUAGAAAGGCUAAGAUAUUGCGGAACAAUAGUCCGUUCCCAACGGCUAGUAGAGAUGGGAUGGUUAAAGUGGUUCAGUUAAACCGGGAUGUGGAAGUUGAAGUAGGUAACGACGAGUCUCUUAAAUCAGUUGUUAAUGGUGGCAAUGGGUCUAUUCCAAGUGUAAAUACCGGCUCUGGAUCAAUGAUCGAGUCUGCACCGAAUUUGAAUGUGGAUUCUGGAGUAAUUAAUCCUUCCAACAUCCAAAAUGCACAACAUGGUUGGGAUUUAGUGCCUACUUCGAACGUUGAACUAAAUGGCAAAAUGCAAUAGCAGACGAUGAUUCUUUUUAGGCUAGCAAAUAAGGAGGUGGACAUCUUUGCAGACUAUAACUCUUCUUAGCCUAGCAGAUAAGGAGGUGGACAUCUAUGCAGACAGUAACUCUUCUUAUUCUAGCAGAUAAGGAGGUGGACAUCAUUGCAGACAGUAACUCUUCUUAGCCUAGCAGAUAAGGAGGUGGACAUCCUUGUAGACAGUAACUCUUCUUAGCCUAGCAGGUAAGGAGGUGGACUUCAAUACCCGUUACCAUAGAAUGAUAUCAUUCUCAUACCAUGGUUAGGAAUUUAAAUGGCGCUUUCAGAGUGUGUAGUGGUUCUACUUCAAUUUAUCUCGGACUGCUACCGUAAAGAUUGUAUACAUGUGUACACAUUGAGUUUUAGAUUUAUAUACGUAUCGGUUGUUUGUAUAGUUUGUAAAAUUGUAAUGGGAUGUUCCGUUUACAACUAGAUUUCAUCGGUUGUGAUGUUUUCCAUGUUAAGUGAAAGGGUAAUUGUUCGC
This is a messenger RNA of Cynara cardunculus var. scolymus (artichoke), 3397 nucleotides long. RefSeq names its product protein FLOWERING LOCUS D. The transcript is spliced from 4 exons. Bases 29 to 2893 code for a protein of 954 amino acids. The record is from RefSeq and is a predicted model, not a curated record. Lineage: Eukaryota; Viridiplantae; Streptophyta; Magnoliopsida; Asterales; Asteraceae. Gene Ontology annotation, molecular function: protein binding; oxidoreductase activity.